Messenger RNA from Gigantopelta aegis, 18319 nucleotides. Its product is annotated as serine-rich adhesin for platelets-like. The record is from RefSeq and is a predicted model, not a curated record. The transcript has 21 exons. Gene Ontology annotation, biological process: small GTPase-mediated signal transduction. NCBI's taxonomy places the organism in Eukaryota, Metazoa, Mollusca, Gastropoda, Neomphalida, Peltospiridae. The coding region runs from base 3427 to 10755 and encodes 2442 amino acids. Gene Ontology annotation, molecular function: phosphatidylinositol binding; protein binding; GTPase activator activity.
CUUGCAUAUCAAAUGGUGACCAAAACACGAAGAUGAAUUUAAUAUGAUGAUUACUGGGCCGUGCUAAUAUGCCUCAUCGUCACAGACUCGGAGCCGGGGACAAUGGCCAAACGUGAAAAGCCUCGCAGCAGUUGACAAGAAUAACCUGCGCUAACCAGCGAGCUACUUCCUAAACAACCAUUACCAAUCAUUACUAGGAAUUCAUCGCUCGUAAUGCAAGAGUUCUUACAUUAACGCCAGGCGUAACAUUGCCAUUAUAAUAUCUCCACCACUUCGAACUGAAAAUUACGGGAGGAAAAAACAUGCAGGUUAUCUAAACUAUAAUUCUCUUUUAUGUGUAUUAAAAAAAAAAAAAAAAAAAAAAACCCACUGGUUUAUAUUACUUGGAACUGAGCUUUUACGAUUAUGCAAAUCAAAACAAAUUUGUGUUCGUAGAAAGUAAUGAAUCAUUAAUAUAUUAUUUCCUAUUGGAGUUGUUUUUAUACGUCAAGGGCACCUAUGCAUCAACAAAUGCAAAUACUACAUGCUGUAGAACAAAUAGUUAUAAUUUGGCUGAAACAUUAAAUUAAUUGUGUAUAGUGUGUGCUGUUUACAUUUGGUAAUUAACAAUGCACAUGACAGUUGCAGGACAAAUGUGACAGAAAACUUGAUUUAAUUCAGUUAAAAGUUCUGUGUUUUGAUAAAAACAAAUACAUAGCAAAUAUUUUAUGAAUAGCUUCACAUAAUUUAGCUGAAACAUUAAAUUAAAUUGUGCAUAUAGUGUGUAUUGUUUUCACAUAGCGACCAUUACAUAUGGCAUACUUCACCUAAAAGUCCUGUAUUAGUAUAAAACAAAUACACAGUUAGGGUUGUUUUUAUAAAGCGUCAACUGCACGUGGCAUACCGCGUGCACCGACUGUUGCAAGGCCAGACGAAUUUGACAGAUAACUUGAUGUAAUUCGACUGACAGGACGGAAUCGGGUUUGAAUGAUGAAUGAGUGCUGACACCUGCAAUUUGUUUACAGCAAUAGAGUCAUCAAUAUUAAACCAGCUGACGUCACUCCACGGUGUGGACACCAGUUUGAUAAUGUCACUCGUUGGAACUCAAACGGAAGAUUUUUCUUUCUGUGGUUUGGGUGUAGGUUAACUGCAUAAUACAUGCUAGUAAUUGUCACAAGAUACAGUGAUUUAAGUUACGAUUCCUUCUGUAGUCUGGAUAUAGAUGACUGCAUACUACAUGACAGUAACAUCAUAAGAUACAGAGAUUUAACUUGCGUUUCUUUCUUUUAGUCUGGAUAUAAAUAUUCUACAUAAUACACAGCAGUAAUCUAACGAGAUACAGUCAAUUAAAUUACCUUGAUGUGAAAAUUAGCUACAGAAAUCCUAUUGCAAUUGAGAAUUUAAAAACUGAUAUUGUAGAAAAACAGUCUAGAGACAGUGUGACUGGCCGUUCAGAACUAGUGAGUAUACUCCACUGUACAUAACAGUAUAUAUUUAUGUGGGCAGCCGGCGCUGUUGUAUAAUAACUCAUUUUUGUCAUGGUGAACUCUUCAUCCCGGUAAGGUAUGAUUGUUUAUGGUUAGCUCCACACUCGGGCUAACCUGUAGGUAGGUGUGUGGAAGAUACAAUUGUUAAACCAAGACGAGAAUACUAAUACCAACACUAGUAUAUAGGUGUGUAGAUGAUAGCAUCGUGUAAAAUUUGACACAGAUUGGUGGAAGAAAAUAGACUAGUAAAUAGGUGUGUAGCAUCGUUAUUCCAAAAGUAAAAUUUUACACAGAUGUUUGGAAGGUAAUCUUUCGUAGAUAUUUGGAGUUGUGUAGAAGCUAGUACUGUUAUUCAAGAUGAGGAUUUAGCUGUGAUUGUCCCAUUAAAAGAAACAAGUAGUUAGGUGUGUAGACAGUAUUAUCAGUAAAAAGCCAAUUGGUAAAUUGGUGUGUAGACAAUAGCAUUGUUAAAUAAAUAUAAAGUUAAACAAUUCAACACUGAUAAUUUUUCUGGCAUGAGGAAACUGAAUUUUUAACUACGUGCAUAGACAGUACUACCAUGAAAUAAAGUUUAAAAUGCACAAAUUGACAUUAGUGCUAAAAUUUUAAUUAACAUUUGAGAAUCAUUGAACUAACAUUGCAGACUAUAGAAAGUAGUUUGUUUGUUAAAAGGUACAUUUAAAUUUUUUAAAAUAAUCAUAACAUGCUGUUAAAUGAUAUCUUGCUAUUAAGUUUAAAAACAAUUUUAAAAAAAAGUGGAAUUCUUUUCUUGGUCGGAUAACCUGUGAAAGAUAUACCUGUGAAUGAUUAAUAAAUAAUUGAAUACAAGUUUUCUACAUUUUUCAAGAGGAAUUAUUCUGUUAUACAGCUAAUUUGCAAAGGAUUACUUGAAAACUUUCACCAAUAACCUAUUGAGUAACCUUUAGCCUUACGUGUCAGUGUUUUAUGUAAGUCAUUUUAUCAUAAUUGUGUUAUAGCUCCACAAGUUGUCUCUAUCAUUCUUUGCCUAGCUCAAAUUGUGCCGGAAUUGCAGAAAAUCAAUACAGCAGCACCGCGUGACAAAAUCUUCCUCCGUGUGGCAGACGGACGAGUUAAAACUGAUGUCUGCUUCUGUUGUUUUUCUUCAUCACACUCCAUCAGGUGGCAGCUUGGGCAAUUCAUUCCAAGGAGAAUUCAUGCAGGUCUAACCAGCAACUGACAUGCAAAGUCUGUUAGUCUUUUAAUGGAGAAUUCGGCUCGCAAGAAGAAGACGACGACAACUACAACAAGAUGAAUAUGUUGUCCAGUUGUGAUGUUCUUCUGUGUAUGGUGAGGUACAGAACCAUGGAUUAAAAUCCUCACCAAAUUUCGUUAUGGAUUUUACGAGCUGCUUUUAGUGUAUGAUGUACACGCAUAUUGGCAGACCAACAUAUUUCGAGGGAAUUUAAUGGAUUGUAAGUGAAUAUACUAAUCACAACCCAGGAAUUUGUUUUAAAGAUUCUGAAGCCAUAUAUAUCAAGAUGAAAGAUUGCUCUCCGUGAAAAGACUAAAGAUUUUUAAAACUGAAAUAAAAUUGCACUGAAAUGGAAAAACUAAAUCUUGGAUAUGGGAAAACUACAUAAGAAAAUUUAUGUAAUGGAUUUUUUAAUUUAAUUUUUUUUUUUUUUUUUUUUUUUUUUUUUUUUUUUUUUUUUUUUUUUUUUUUACUAGCAACUAGUCCAGAGACCCUGUUUGGGUUGUGAAACAUGAAGUUGUGUUUUCCUCCAAUUUAACUAGUCAAGAGACCAUUUGUUUUGUGAUGAUGAAAUUGUGUUUUUCACCAAUUUAACUAGUCAAGAGGCCCUCUUUAAGAUGUGCGAUAAUGGAAGUGUUUCUUUUUGACUAACUAGUCUUUGAGGCCCAUUUGUUGGGUUGUGAUCUGUGGAUUUACCUUGAGGUGGAACCAAAAACGAGUGAGGCCCCAAAUGGGUUGUGAAGUGUGAUGUUGAUGGACUCCCAGUACAGUAUGUUUGAUGUUCAGAACAUCUACGGCACGCCUCAAAUUCCGAGGAAGCGACCAUGUCUACGACCUCGCAGGAUGACCCUCAUUGACCUCAGAAAUGUGCCACUAAAUGAAGAAGAAACUCCACAACGCAAGGGAAGCUCUGGCACGAUUCGUUCCGAGGGUCGUCUGCCCCACGAUGCCACCAAGAGUAUUGGAGGUGGUGUCCUGCCCACAUACACCAGUUCGGACAGCAUCAAUUCACAUCGCAGUAGUAACAGUAGUAUGAGAAUACGACGAAUACCCAGUCUUCUCGAUGGAUCAACUCGUUUUCCGAAGCUUGAGGAAUGCGCUCACUUUCACUACGAUUUCGUUGAACUCGGCCCAUUGCAGGUGAACCUGUGUGAGGAGGACCGCGAGAACUACCACCACAAUGAGAGUGACGGUGACGGCGGUGGGGAUCACACGUACCUGAUCCGCGUCACGUCUAACGGCAAGGGCUGGACGGUCAGACGGACCUACCUCAACUUCUGUAUGCUUGACCGCCAGCUACACAAGUGUAUCUACGACCGCAAGUUCAGCCAUCUCGUCGAGCUGUCGCGUGAUGAAGAAAACGCAAAAACUAAUCAGGAGCUGGAGAUGUUACUGGGUCGGUAUCUCAGUCGAUUUUCCGAGAUCGCCGACAGCAUGCUCAACUGUGGCUCGGUGCUCAACUGGCUGGAGAUUGAUAACCGUGGUAACCGACUGCUGGCGGUGGAUGACUCGGGUAUCAACACUCCAGCGAUCGCCGCUGCCCACGUCGUCAAGCGCUACAACUCACAGGCUGCUGAUGAGAUCUCACUCGAGGUCGGGGAUAUCGUGUCAGUGAUAGACAUGCCCCCUCCUGAUGAUACGAUCUGGUGGCGAGGAAAGAGAGGUUUCGAGGUGGGUUUCUUCCCCAGUGAGUGUGUAGAAGUGAUAGGAGAUAAAGUUCCAUCUUCGGUCGCUUCACGGAUACCUCAGCCCUCGGCAUCAAGAAAACCUUUGUUGAGAAAGCAUGGAAAGUUGAUCACUUUUUUACGGACGUUUUUCUCCACCCGCCCAGCGAGAAACCAGCUGAAGCAGUCAGGGAUCGUCAAGGAGCGAGUGUUCGGCUGCGACCUCGGGGAACAUCUCCUCAACUCAGGACACGACGUUCCGCUGGUGUUGAAGAGCUGUACCGAGGUGAUUGAACGACAUGGUAUCGUUGACGGUAUCUACCGACUGUCGGGAAUCACGUCAAACAUCCAGAAACUCAGACUGGCGUUUGACGAGGAUCGUGUUCCUGACUUGACGUCUGACUGUUACCUUCAGGAUAUUCACAGUAUUAGCUCCCUGCUCAAGAUGUACCUCCGCGAACUGCCAAACCCCCUCCUCACCUACCAGCUCUAUGACAAAUUCGCUGAUGCUGUGAGGGACGAGGACAACAAACUGUUGAAGAUCCACGACGUCGUUCAGCAACUUCCUCCUCCUCAUUACAGAACUACGGAGUACUUGAUGAGGCACUUGGCCCGGGUGGCAGGGUAUGGGCUGGAGACUGGCAUGCAUUCCAAGAACCUGGCCAUCGUGUGGGCGCCAAAUCUUCUCAGGUCUAAAGAGCUGGAGAUGGGAGGUGGGGCGGCCGCGUUGCAGGGGGUCGGUAUCCAGGCUGUUGUUACGGAGUGUCUCAUCUGCUACUGUGAUAUUAUUUUCAGUGAUAAAAUGCCUUCGUAUUCCUCGCCUGAUUUACAUAAAUCUCAGAAGAAGCCACGUCCGAAGUCGCUGGCGAUCUCGACGCCCACCCGCCUACUGUCGCUGGAGGAGGCGCGAGAGCGGGCGUUUGUCGGGAAUCUUGGGCUCAACCCCAACCAGCGCUACAUUGAUGUCGGGGGCGGGCCCCAGAACCUGCCUAACAAAUACCACACGGUCAUCGACCUGCCCGGAUACAGUAUUUCGUUUGUUACCAGGAAAAAACUGUCGAGUAAGGAAAGUGUGAAAGGAAAGAAAUCCCCAGUGAGUGGGUGGAAGUCGUUCUUCUCCAAGCCACGAUCUGGCAGCAUCAAGAAAGCACGCAAACAGAGUGACCAUGGCUUGCCAGACACAGUGAGUCUGGGACACAGCUCACAGCAAGCGAAGGCUCUGACCGAGGAUGACGUCCACCAAUGGAAGAAGAGAUUACGCACGGCAAAGAGUGCCGAGUCAUUGCUCUCCCUCGCCAGCUCCAGUCGCAGCUCCAGCAGUCAUGCGUCAAAGGUCAACGAUAACCUCAUGGUGGUCAAUGUGUAUGGAGAAAAGCGACAUAUGUAUCACAAACGAUCUCUCUCAUCGGACGCCACAGCGAUCCUACACCACCAUUCCAUGUACGACGGAAACCGGGAGAUGGCUGUUGAUGUCAAUCUUGGAAACGACAACCAUGUAACUGGCACCCCAACCAAAGGCCGAAAGUCUCGAGUGGAUCGCCCUGAGCGACAGGAAUCAUUCGUCCGCGGCGACAAGACGCGCCAGGCUCUACACCGCCGGACCCCGUCCGCCCCCAACACCCCUCGCAACGAACGUAGCUCCAGUGCGACUCGCCAGAAAAACUCGACCCCCCACAAAACUUUCUCCCAGCCAGCGUUGGAGAGCCGCGACCCGCAGCACCACUACAAUGGCGACGAGAGUUUCUCCUCGGAGGAAGCAAUGGACGACGAAGUGACAUUCAGACCGCGUGGAGAUCCAGCCACGCUCGUCCAAGUGGAACAGCAAGGGGGCAUGGUCACGUACAUCCCACGGUCAGAUAACCGGGAACCUGGGGGAGUGAGGCGGCAAGGCAAAUCGUCAAGCCGAUCUGCGGAGGAGCUGACGGCUCACAAACGCGGAGCCAAGUCUUCACCACAGAGCAGGAAGAAGGCAAAAGGCUGCGGAGGAGAGAAAAGUGUCGGGUUCGCUAAGCAUAAUGAUGAAGUAGAUUCGCAAAAUGGUGGUGCGUCGUCGAAAAGAGUUCAAAUAGAUGAUGCACCGGUUAAUAAGCCAAUCGAAACACAGUAUUUUUACUCUCGUCAUCAUGACUACGCAGAGAUUUUGUCGGACGGCGAGAGUGGCGACAAAGUGAAAGAGAAGUCAGGUUCGAAGGAAACAUUGAUUAACAGUGAUUCUCAGUCGAAGGAUUCGUCGUUUGUUUGUUCUCCGACCAGCAUGACGUCACUCAUAGACCACAUAGACCAGCAGUUUUCCGGGAGAGUCCAUUUUCAUCUGGAGUCUCCGGAUAGGUCACCAGAAAACCGACGGGGGGCAAGCUCUGAAGAGAAUCAGGUACAUACAAACACUCGUGACGGACAGCUGGUUUCCGAAAUAAAAACCGAAAACAUUUCUACGCGACCGACGGAUUUCCAAGAAGUCGGAUCUCUUCAGUUUAAACAGGUGAGUGCCCCAGAGCAGAGUCCUCACCUUCCCUCCAGUAUCGAAGUCUUGGAGAGCAACAUCAAAAAAAUCCAGCACAAGCCGCCACCUCACAUGAGCAAGUGUCUUAGUGUUCCAUUGGACAUUGCUAAGUCUCUAGAAAACGUCACAUCGGACAGUAACUUCGACCUCAUGUCGUCCGUGACGAUAAGCGAACUCUCACAGUCGGUCGACAGCUUUAAUCUCAGUCUGUGCGGUGAUUCCCCCAUGGGGGAUGCAAGACGUAGGAGGAGUGCAUCCCUCGAUAGUCUGACGGACUCCCCCAUGACGAGAACGCUGCGUGAAAUAAAUCUUCAGAUCGACACCGCGUUUAAGAGAGACGUCGAUCGUGCUCUCGAACUGGAGGACAAGGGAUACAACAGACAUGCCAGCUCUGAUAACAUGAUGCCUCUACACAUUGAUGAGGAAACCAUAACACCAACCAACCCUCCGGAAAUCGACUUUCCGGAAUACGCAAGAAUCGACAAGAGAAAAAACACUAGCACUGCUGUGAACAAGAGGCACAGUGGUCUGUUCAUCGAACUCAGUCCAGAUAAAAAGAUCUCGCCCACGAAAGAGUUUGAUAUUAUUUCCGGAAAUAUCCGGUCUCCUCAGAGAAAAGUGGAAUUUCCUCGAGAAGACAGUUUCCCGAAUAUUGUGCCAAAUAAGAUGAAUGGGAAUUCUCCCGUUGAUAGCGCAGAGAAGUCCAGUUACAUCGACAGACCCUCGGAGAUACGAAUUGUCGAGACUCCCGCACCGCAGGUGAUCCGGGCUCCAUUACAUGUGCAACAGCAGCAGUCGGUCGAGCAGGCCUCGAUCACCAAUGUCGCCAACAUCUGUGCACAGCAAGACUCGUCAUCUUCAUCGUCGUCAUCAUCGUCCGAUUCUGAAUCGGACAGCUCCACAGCAUCAGACAGCAUCACCAGCAGUGUCGAGUUCAUCAGCCACCAGCCGUCUCCACGGUCGCCCCGCACCCAGCUUCAGUCAGAUCAUUCGAGUCCAUCUGCAGUGUCCAGACGCUUAGGUUCGUACAGUGCUGGGUGUGAUUCGGACGCCAUCGAUGACCUUCAGUGGCGACAGAGUCCGGUGUUCGCCGACGUCAGCCAGUUCGUGUAUGGCGGCCGGAAGUCAAAGACAAGUCCCGUGGAUUCCGGAGGACAGCGGUCCAGUCCCAGUGUUCAUUUCGGUAGCGCGAGUUCCACGGAUAGCAGUCCCAGACCGAGUCCUAGGGCCAGUCCCAGACAACUUCUCGGUGGGGUGGACCAGUUUGGAGGAUCGGCACACCACCACCCGGAUCACUCAUGUACAGGACACCUGGCCGUUCCUGGCAACUGUUCUCCACCACACGCGGACUGGACACCCAUCCCAGCACCACGGAAACAUCUAGCACAGUCUGACGCAACUCACGUGUCUAACACUCAUGACCCAGGGUCGAAGUUCAUGUCCUCCUCUACUCAUGACCAAAGGUCAAAGUUCAUGUCCUCAUCCUACGAUCAGGGGUCAAAGUUCGCGUCCUCGACCCACGAUCAGGGGUCAAAGUUCAUGACCUCAUUUCCAUGUUUUUCAAACGGACAGUUUCAUUCAUCACCUUCACUUCCGGAAGUUCACGUCGACCACAAUACCAUGACGAUAGAAAAGCCGACGAUAAAACGAUCAACCACAGAAUCGGGUCUCGCCGACCGGAUACCAAGCACCACUGAUCAAAGACGGGAGGAAUAUUACUCAUCACAAACAUUCCCACGGAAAGACGCGGAUAGGAAACACGUACACACCCAUCCAGAUGUGUUGUGGCUGGAUUCGAAAUCUGUUGAACCCAUGGAUGUGUCUCCGACCACGUAUGGUGGAGGCAGCGGUAGUCCUCUGCCGCUGACAGGUCAAAGGUCAGAUCAGUGUCAGUCGAACGAUUAUAACCUGCCUGGUUUUCGUAGUCACAUCAGUGACUUGUUGGAACCGGAAACGUCAAACACUUCGACAUCGUUCACAAUAUCCGCCCCAUCGAGGGCCGUUGAUCCAAGUUACACAAUGGAGGUGGAGACCUGUGUCGAAGUCACAGCCAACUAUUCAUCUCCCAGUCCCAGCCACUCGUGUUUGACAAUCGUGAACAGUGGUAGGGAGGAAGUUCCUGUGUCGCAACAUUCUUCAGGAUAUAAUCCGAUACCUGCAAGAGCUAAUCAGUCGGGAAUGAUUCCUCCUCAGAACACGUCGGUCAGUGCCGACGUUUGUCUUCAAGCUGCUUCUAGAUCGGACUGUGGUCUCUCACCAUCUUCCUUGUUCAUAGAACCCACCUCACCUCAAACACCAACCGACGGCAGAGUAGUUUCACCUAACACGAAAGACUAUUCAGCCGAUCUGGCUCCUCCAACAAGGGAGGUAAUGGAAAUGAAGAGGCCCACUCUAAAAAGGGGAGAGAAAUCUCCUUCGUUGCCGAGACAGAUGGGGCAGGACGAUAUCUCGAGAACUGUGAUCAUUAAAGAGAUAACGUCGCAGCGAGGCGAUGCCAAGCUGGUGAUAGAGUGCAAACCAAAUCUGAAGAAAAAUAUUCAGACGGUGCAUUCGCGCAAAGUGCCGCACCCACCACGACAGAUAGCAGAAGCUGUGGACGAUGUUUCCGAUUCGGUGACUCCAGACAUGUCCAGCACUGGACCGUCAGACGUCGACCCCUCGGGGAUCUCUAGUCAGGAUGAAGAUGUGUUCUCCGACACUAGUGAUGCAUUCACUCGAUUCAGCGUGAGGUCGCGACGCUCACCCUCGGGAGACAAACCUCAUUUGUUGAAAUGCGUGUCUAAAAGAGAAAGCACAGCGUCUAAGUGCGAGAUGAGUCGUUUCGAUGACAUGAUUGGAAGUAGGUCAUCGCUGGACGAAUCCGUGUUACAGCUGGCGUCGGAGCGACACGAUAUCUUCGGAGCCAGCGACAGCGACGGUGGGGACUUCAACUACAACACGGGCUCGCUCCGAGUGAAACGCUCACAGAAGAUGCAGUCACUCGUGGACCUGUUCGAAAAAGUAUCUGACCAGAACUUGGCGGAGAGUGGUUGUCAGGGCGACGACAAACGACUGUCGAUGUCGCUGCCAACGUCGUCAAGCACGCAGCAAGCAGAGCGUGACCAGGACACAGAUGACGAAGCGUUCUUCCCUCCACCUCGCGUGUCGAGUAUCUCGCUGACCCGGAGGUCACGGUCACGCGAGAGGGUCAGAAAGGCAGGUUCCGACAAGGAAAACCACAUUACCUCACGAAGUCCCACGCCAAACAGACGGCAGUUAUCUUCGUCAGAUCGCUACGCCGGUGGACAGCAGAAAUCAUCUUCUUCACCCGCGACAAAAGACUAUCAUGGCAAAGGAAGUGCGAAGUACACGUCGUUCAGUAAGCCGCCCCGUUACCGCAGCGGGUCGCGAGGUCGCACGCACAGUGAGUCUUCGACUUCAGAAUCGGAGAGCUCGCAACAUUUAGAUGGUUCCUUUCACGGCCGGUAUGGCGAUCCCGGUGGUGCGAACACCGGAGGAAACGACAACAGUGUGUUGAGAGAUGUUAAUUCGAGUUGGGGAGACAAGAAAUCGCUCGUAGUUCAGCGCGAAGGCGUUGAACGGACGCCCGACCGAUCCGGUGUGCAGAGGCGAGGGAGCAUAAAAGAACUGAUGGACUUUUUCGAGAGUCGUCAAGGAGAAGAAUCCAGCUCGACGUCUGGGUCGACAUCAACCCCGUCGACGACUCCUACUCCUACACAGCCGCGACGAAGCAGAAUACAGAGUGGUUCACCGGUCCGGGGGGAUGAGUUGUCCCUGGCAACCAGAGACAUGGCCACCACCAGUUCUCUACGACUGAGUCUGGAAAUCCCCAGCAGUGCUGCAGUAGAUGCUAACAGGAAGUCUCAGCCACUGAGGCUGGGACCGAAACCUUUCUAUGGUGCAAAACACUGACAUUAUCAAGACUAAUAGUACUGACAUUAUCAAGACUAAUAGGACUGACAUUAUCAAGACUACUGAAAACUUUAAGCACAGACAUUAUCAAGACAGCAAGAAAACUUAAAGGACUAACAUUAUCAAGACUAAUACAAAAAUAUAAAGCAUAAACGUUAACAAGACUUAAGCACUGACAUUAUUUAGACUAAUAGAAAGCUUAAAGCACUGACAUUAUCUAAGUUAACACAAAACUUUAAGCACUGACAUUAUUAAGGCUAAUAGAAAACUUAAAGCACUGACAUUAUCUAAGUUAACACAAAACUUUAAGCACUGACAUUAUAAAGACUAAUAGAAAGCUUAAAGCACUGACAUUAUCUAAGUUAACACAAAACUUUAAGCACUGACAUUAUUAAGGCUAAUAGAAAACUUAAAAGCACUGACAUUAUCAAGACGAAUAGAAAACUUAAAGCACUGACAUUAUCAAGACUAAUAGAAAAGUUAAACACUGACAUUAUCAAGACUAAUAGAAAAGUUAAACACUGACAUUAUCAAAACUAAUAAAAAAAACUUAAAAGCACUGACAUUAUCAAGACUAAUAGAAAACUUAAAACACUGACAUUAUCAAGACUAAUAGAAAAGUUAAAUACUGACAUUAUCAAAACUAAUAAAAAAAACUUAAAAGCACUGACAUUAUCAAGACGAAUAGAAAACUUAAAGCACGGACAUUAUCAAGACUAAUAGAAAAGUUAAACACUGACAUUAUCAAGACUAAUAGAAAAGUUAAAUACUGACAUUAUCAAAACUAAUAAAAAAAACUUAAAAGCACUGACAUUAUCAAGACGAAUAGAAAACUUAAAGCACGGACAUUAUCAAGACUAAUAGAAAAGUUAAACACUGACAUUAUCAAAACUAAUAGAUAACUUAAAAGCACUGACAUUAUCAAGACUAAUAGAAAACUUAAAAGCACUGAUAUUAUCAAGACUAAUAGAAAACGUAAAACACUGACAUUAUCAAGACUAAUAGAAAACUUAAAAGCACUGACAUUAUCAAGACUAAUAGAAAACUUAAAACACUGACAUUAUCAAGACUAAUAGAAAACUUAAAGCACUGACAUUAUCAAGACUAGUAGAAAAGUUAAACACUGACAUUAUCAAAACUAAUAGAAAACUUAAAGCACUGACAUUAUCAAGACUAGUAGAAAACGUAAAACAUUGACAUUAGCACGACUAAUAAAAAACUUGAAUCACUGACAUUACGAAGACAGAUUAUACUGUAGUUGAAAAUUCACAUUUUUUAUGAUUAAAUGCAUGUACAAAUAUUAGCAAUUUUAAUCAUUUGAGCUCAAAUCAAAUUUUAGAAUUAAAAAAAAAAAUUAACUUAUUUUUAUGAGUUUGCCACAACCAGAUUUUAAAAUUAGAUUAUGAUUUAAUUUAUUAACCUGUUGAACAUACCUCUUAAAGUUUGUGUAUUUUAAAAUGUCAGGUAUAAAUCUUGGGGAUUGGCAAUAAAUGUUGAUGGUUUUUUUACAAGAAGAACAUUGUUUGGAGAAGGUGGUGAGGGUAAAAGUCAUGUUCGGAUUGUGUUUAUGCAAAAAAACUAAAAUCUGUAUUUUUAAGUUGUAAUGUCUGUUUUAAUAUAUAUGCAAACUAAUUUUUAUGUAAAUAGCAACCAUCUUCGACAUUCAGUCUGAAAUAGUGUAUUUGCAUAACUGAGUAUGAUGUUUGAUUUCCCAACCAAAAAAAGGUUUAUGGUGUAGUUUGGCUCAAAGCAUUAGAUGGAUAAUUAUAUGAUACUGUGGUGGAAGACACAAGUUCUAGCUGGGCUAUGUGUUUUAUGUGUAUGUUGUAUGGGGGUGGGGGUGGAGGGUAUGAAACCGAAACCAAACAUUGUUCGGAUUGUGAAGAAAACAUUGACAGUUACGGACGAUCCCUUAUGAAUACAUAGCUUAGCGUAUUACUGUUGUAAUUAUAAAUAUCUUCAACUUCAUUUGGGUGCACUGAUGAAGUUUCAUCUCCUGAAAUGCUAAUGAUCAAGUGUGUGUGUGUGCAAUAUUUAAGUGAACUGUCAAAAUGUUGAACAAAAACUGGAUGUUCAUUAAUGUUAAUGAGGUUUCAUAAAACUUACACGAAAGUGCUACUUACAUAACAACCAAGUGAAUGUAGGUAAUGUCCAAAUGUCCAACUUGCUAUGAAAAGUUAUAAUGCGGUCACACAAUUGCAAUUUAGGUAAUGGCCAAGUAUGUUGGUGUUUGGUCAUCAUCUGAAUUGUUUGUGAGACAGAAAUGUUGAUAUUUUCACUUAGAGAAUUUUGUUAAGAGGUUUUUUUAAACAAAUCAAAAAUGUCUUGACACAAGUGAAAUAUCUUCAGAAAUAAACUAACUAGCCAUUUCAAGCAGUUAUGAACAAAUGUAUUUUAUUGUGGAUGUUGGACAGUACCUGGGGCGUAGCCAGAGAGAAAAAAAUGCCGAGGCAAACCCAGACCUGUAAAAUAAAUAUCAGUGUCAUGGGAAAAAUAAAAUAAAUCUGGGGAAAUUCUAGAUGAGGCAAGCGCCUCGUUUGCCUCAUGUUGGUGGCUACGCCAUUGAGUACUAUAGCUUUUUAUUAUUGAGUUUGUUCGCAAGACUUUGAAACAGAAUAUUGUCGUUUGUUCUGUGGGCAUGUAGUAAGUUAUUCGCUUGUGUUUGGACCUCGUUUUUUAUGUGCUAUUUUAACAUACAUUUUUAACCUAUUGAAUCAUUUUUUUUUAAUACGUAUACAUAAUUAUAUAUCAUCAUAAUCACCUCCCCGUUCAUGUUUUGUACAAAAAUACUUUUGAAUAUUAGAUUUGUGCAUUCUAUUUAUAUGACUAGUUUUAAGGAGAACCUUUCAUCGUACAACCUGUGUACAUAGUUGGAAUGUGAGUUAUCUCCCCUUGAUACCAGGAUUUUGAACAUACUGCACUGGUAUAUUAUUCAAAUGUUAAUAACUUUUAUUUUGUAUACAAUUUUGUUGCCUGCAUUUGAAGCAUUUUAUUACUCUUGUCAUAAUAUCAAAUGAAGAUAAAUGUGCUUGUAAUAAGACUUAUUUAAGUGUAUAUAUUGGUAAAAAGCAUGUUUAUCAACCGCUGUGUUUGGUGUCGUCACUGUUGAUUGUGCUAAAUAUGUGUAAGUAUGGAUUAAGCUGAUAUAUAUAUAAGCUUGGAUUAAAUCUGAACAACAAAACUGUAACAUGUAUUCAAGGCCCUAUCUCUGCACAAUACAGAGUCGAAUGGGUAUUUGGCAAAAUAGUGGUUGAUUCCAUGAAUCUCUAUCUAGUGCCUCGUCUGUAGGAGGACAGCCACUCCCAAGGAGAUUCUAAACUGAAAGUUUUAUUGUUCUUGUAUCUCCAAAGAGGACUGCCACUCCCAGACUAGUUUACUAAAAUAAAACUGACACAGGACAGAGCUCAUUGAAACAUAGCUCAGUCCUAGAUACAGCUGUGGUGACAAGCACUUGUGGAUCACUGUUGUAACAGUGAUGCUAUCAGGUGUUCACUGAAGGUGAGCGUCUCCUGCCUCACCAGUGACAACCAUCAUGAGUACUAGCUGCCACCACAGAUGUUGUUUAGGGCUUCUUCUUUUUUCUCUAAAACAAAAUGCCUUGCCAGAUAAAAUUAAUUACGAUAUAAUGGAAUAAUAAUUUUCCUGUAUUUCAGCAACAUUGUUCUUUUAGUGUUUAAUACAUUUGUGAUUAAUACAUUUGUAGUAGUUUAAAACAAAAAUCAACUUCUUGCUAUUAAUAAUCUAUGUAUAUUUACAAACAGAAUUGCUCCUUAAUGGAUACAAAAGGAUAUUUUCCUAUACUUUUUAGAAAUAUUAUUCCUUGAUGCUGAUAAUCCUGCAAUUUCACUAAAAUUAAUCCAUUAGUAUUAAUAUUUCUUCUGUAUUUGCUCUUUUCGUCCAGUUAUAAACAGUGAUAUUUCAUAUUAAGUGGGUCAUGAUAUUUAUUUUCUGCAUAAUGCAAUAAAAUCAUCUCUUGCUUUAGUAAUUCUUACAGUAUUGCUGCAGUAUUAAACAAGAUUUCUUUUUACAAAUAUAUAAUUAUGCCAGUGAAGGAUAUAGCAGUGAUGUUUGAAAAAGUUUAAAGUCAUUUCACAUAUUUGUAAUUUCCAUUUUAACUUUCGAAACAUUAAAUAGUGAUACUGUCUUGACGCUGGGUUUUUGUAAUAUAUAUACAUGUGUAUAUAUAAAAUUUAAUUUGUUAUGAAUCAUUUUGAAAUAUUAGUAAAGCCACAAGUAUUGUUUUCUUGUUGGUUUUUGUUUUUAUAUUUUAAAAACAAAACAUUUGUUUAAAAAAUAUAAAAUGGCAUUAAAAUUGUUUCCCACUGCUGGUUACAAAUAUUAGGAUUUAAAAGAAGAAAAAAUAUUUCAUAAAUAUAUCUCUUAUUUUAAUAUUUUGGAAUCUGAAUGUUAUUUUUGUGUUACAAUCUAAGAUAUAAAAUAGAGAACAAAUCUUAAAUAGAACAAAGUUAAAUGAAUUAGUAUUUUCCUGUUGUAUAAAAUUCUUUUUAAAAAUAGUCAACUUUAGUUGAGUAUUCAUAAAACUUGUCACCAGUCAUGUGAACAAUGGUGUCCUUCGGUCACUAGACACAAUAAUAUAUCUAAAAGAAUUUAAUAUUUAUUAAGUUAUUAAGUCAUUAAAAGAAAGUGUCUUAGCUAUGUGACAUACAGUAGAAUCUCAUUGGGUCGAACUCAGAAAAGUUGAAUACACCACAAUAAUCGAACAAAAAAUGAAUUCCCAAAUUUUUCAUUCGGUAAACCCUUAUAUUAAGAACUGAUAGGUCGAACACAUCCUGGGUCGACUGUAAGCCUUCGCUCGAACUAAAUUAUCAAUCCUGUCGGUGCUAUUAGCUAUAUUUCCUUCAAACUGGUGAUCCAUCAAAUAUCAAAUAGAAAACCACCCAACAGCACUAACAAUUGCAAAGUUGGUUAUUACCUUAGUAUUAAUUAUUUAGACGGAACGAACUAUAGAUGGGUCGAACACUUUCUCGAGCACCGACAGGGUUCGAGUCAACGGGAUUCAGCUGUAUUUGUAUACAACUUGGCACACUCACCUAUCUAGUCCGGGGAUAUUAAAGGUUUCUUCUCGAUGUUGCAAGUGCCGUAUUUUGCCAUUUAAAACAUACUUGUGAUAAAUAAUUACAAGUGAACUGAUCGCUCAUAUAAUCUUUGUAUAAUUAACUAAAUAAAUUGUAAUGUUUUGCCUCUGAGCGUCAACAGUGUGUCUAUAUGGCGAUGCAAUUUAUAUUCAAACUGAUGUCAUAUAUUAAUCAUAAAAACAUUGGAAAGAUUUCCGCCCGCAACUCCCCUUUGGGGUAUUGGUUUAGCAAUAUCAAGUGGACAUUGCAUUAAAAUCUACAAACCACAUAGUGCUAGGGUCUGGAUUCGAACUCCAGACAAUCAGGACUGUAGUCAAGCACUGUAACCACUCGGCCACUCAGUGGAUCAACAAGUGAGACUGCAUUUUAAUGCUCAUAAAUCUCAUAGGGUGUAUUUUGACGGAAUAAACCAAGCAUCUACGGAAUAAAAUGAACCAUUAGUCCCAUAAUGCCUCAUUGUGUCUUGUGUGCUAUAUGUAUAUUUCUCCUAAAGCAUCAACAAAAGCACCUUUGUGGAGGAAAUUUUACACAGAAUAGUCAAAAUGGCAAAUUUUUCAAAGGUAAAACGUAGUGAUACUGGAUUACGAAAUAUAAACAUUAAUUUAUGUUGCUUUUAUGGAACAAAAUGUUUAAAAAGGUAUUGUAUAUAACUAACCCUAACCCUAACCCUAAACUUAUACUAAUUCUUACAAAUAUUGUUAGGGGGGUGCGGGCAGAAAUUAUACCAAAACGUUAAUUCAAGAUCUAAUCUUUACAUUGAUAAAAGAAAAUUAAAGAAAAGGAAGGAAUGUGUUUUGUCAUUAUGCAACUUUGAGUAUGUCUCUUUAACAGUAUUAUAUGUUGUAUUAUAUUUUGGAUUUCACAUCUAGUCGAAUCUUUUUGUCUGUAGUUUACAGAAUUUUUUUUAGAUAGUGUUGACCAUUCUUAAACCUUUGAUUUCAGAGCUGAAUGCUUUUUUGCGAUUUGUUUAAUUUAAUUUUAGACUUUAAUAAUCAUGUUUGCAAAUGAUAAGAUUGUUUGAAAUUGAAAUCGGCAUUUUCCUACUGGUUCUAGCCAGUGUACAAUCACUGGUAUAUCAAAGGCUGUGGCAUGUGCUAUCCUGUCUGAGCGAUGGUGCAUAUAAACAAUCCCUUACUACUAAUGGAGCAAAAUGUAGCAGAUAUUUUCUCCAAUUACCAUUUUCGACAUCCAAUAGCUAAUGAUUAAUAAAUUAAUGUGCUCUAGUGGUAUAUUAAACAAAAUAAACUAUAACUUCAUCGGUUUUCUACUGGUUUGAAUUUAUUUAUAUUAUUUUAAAAUUCACAAUCAAACAUUGUUAGUACACCAUCAUGAUCGAAGCAGAUCUCUUUUGAUAUUUAUACUAUGCAACAUAAAGAUGAUUAAAAUAAAGAUGAUUGGCGUAAAUUAAAAUAAUAUUUCUUUUUAGGCCACAAUUAAUGUUUUCCAACACUAAGAGAGAAACUGAGAAAAAUCAUUUGACUUGAGAAAAUAGUUUUUUCAACAAUUACCAGGUUAUUGUUUUGGUCACACAUUUUUGGUACAAAGGUUUAUAAUGGGCAGUAUUUCUCGGAGAUGAAACCACGAGACAGUUGUCACGUCAAGGUCUCAUUUAUAUAAAUGGCAGAUAGUCGAUUCAUUGUAAUUGGCUGGUUAUGUAUUUUACAAAAUCUAAAUGACAAAAUGGUAAUUAUCGUCUAGAUCAUAUCUCUCUACAAGGUGGAGACAAAGUGAUGUUUUAACAAUAUAACUGUUCCUGUGAAUCACUGGCAGUGUUUUUAUCAGGAGGACUGCCAUUUUUAGGAUGACACAUCUGAUUUUGAAACUACUAUCAGGACUGCCAUUCUUUGGGAUGACAAAUCUGAUUUUGAAACUUCACUAUCAGGAAGACUGCCAUUCUUUGGGAUGACACAUCUGAUUCUGAAACUUCACUAUCAGGAAGACUGCCAUUCUUUGGGAUGACACAUCUGAUUCUGAAACUUCACUAUUAGAAGGACUGCCAUUUUUAGGAUGACACGUCUGAUUUUGAAACUUCACUAUCAGGAGGACUGCCAUUCUUUGGGAUGACGCAUCUGAUUUUUGAAACUUCACUUUCAGGAAGACUGCCAUUCUUUGGGAUGAUGCAACUUAUUUUUAAAACUUCACUUCUCCUGUAUUUAUAAUGGUACCCAAUACUCGUCAUGGUAACUGGGGUUUCACUGAAUAAUGUUUUUCUUCUAACAAUAUGCAUGCAUUUUACAAGCAACUACUUGUGUCCAAAGGUCUGCAAUUUUACAUAUAUAUCUCCACUCAACUUGAACAUGUUUAUAUGUAGUUUUAAUUAUUUAAGAAAUAAAAAUACGCCAUUAACUUUGUCUGGUUGCUAUGGAGAUUGUUGUUAUGUCAGCCAGAGAAGCAGUGUGCGUGCUGUGAAUGUAGCAUUGUAGAAGUGUCUAUGAUGAUGUAUGUGUAAUAAAUACAACUAAAAUCAA